AUGCUAACACGUGUGUUUGACAGGUCCUGGAACAGCAGUGACUUCCAACCUUCUGCCAUCCUGUUUGGGAAGAAUGAAGUGUUGGUGGAGCAGAAAUCUCCAGGAUUAAAGAAAAGAGAGACAGAGGUGUACGUGGGCAAUCUCCCGCUGGAUAUCUCUGAGGAGGAAAUUCUGUGCCUUCUGAAGGACUUCAGCCCUCUCCAUGUCCACAAAAUCCAGAAUGGCUGCAAGUGCUUCGCAUUCGUGGACCUGGGCUCUGCGCAGAACGUGGCACUUGCGAUCCAGGGAUUAAAUGGCAAGCUCUUCCACAAACGAAAAUUGUUCGUGAAUACAAACAAGAGGCCCCCCAAGAGCAUCUCUGACUUGGCCAACAGGCCCGAGGAGCUGCCGGUUUCAGAGCAGGCUUCUGGUGAAGGAAUUGCCCAAACCGCUGCACGUGCACAGCUCACUCCCAAGGCUUCUGUUGACCCUUACAAGACAGAGAAACCGAGGGCAACCUCCUUUGCAGUUCCCAUGGAAAUGAGAGGCUCCUUCCUGGUGCUGCUGCUGCGGGAAUGCUUCCAAGACCUGAGCUGGCUGGCCCUCAUCCACAGCAUCCACGGGGAGGUGGGACUGCUGGUGACCAGCAUCGUCCCUCAGACCCCAUUUUUCUGGGCCAUGCACAUCACCAAGACUCUGCACCAGAACAUGCAGGCGCUGUUCAGCUCCCUGGCAGAGGCGGAGGAGCGGCAGCCUUACCUGGACGACUCCGCUGUGCGGCGCGGGGCCCGCUGUCUGGCAGAGUACCACCUGGGCGCUUACGGCCACGCCUGGAACAGGUGCUGGGUGCUGGACAGAGUGGACACCUGGGCUGUGGUCAUGUUCAUUGAUUUUGGCCAGUCGGCCACCAUCCCUGUGCAGUCUCUGCGCAGCCUGGACAGCGACGACUUCUGGACCAUCCCACCUCUGACUCAGCCGUUCAUGCUGGAGAAAGACGUUUUGAGUUCAUGCGAGGUUGUCCAUCAAAUCCUCAAAGGGAAAAUCACUGGCGCUUUGACCUUUGAGUCGCACAUCCUGAAGUUUGAGGUGUUUAAAUAACGGGACUACCCUCACAUGUUUCCUCUCCCCA
Molecule: messenger RNA, 1108 nt
Organism: Propithecus coquereli (Coquerel's sifaka)
Lineage: Eukaryota; Metazoa; Chordata; Mammalia; Primates; Indriidae
Gene: TDRD10
Product: tudor domain containing 10
Exons: 11
Coding region: 1-1077 (358 amino acids)
Molecular function (GO): RNA binding
Source: RefSeq, a predicted model, not a curated record